UCGGUCAGGCCGGGCCCCGCGGCUGCGGCGGCGGCGGCGGCGGCAGAGCUGGGAGCCGGACCGGAAGGGUCGUAGCACCCGGGCGCCCCUCACACCCAUUGCGGCGGCGGCGCGGAGCGGGGCGGGGCGGCCGGCCGAGCACGGGGCAGCGGAGCCGCGAGCGGCCAGCGUACAGCGCCGCCAGUCCGCCCUCCCGCUCGCGCGACUGCGGGGAGGCGAGGACUCUGACGACGGUACCAGCUCUUCGGGACACUGUAUGACACUACAUCAUGAGUGACAGCAAAUGUGACAGUCAGUUUUACAGUGUACAAGUGGCAGACUCAACUUUCACUGUCCUGAAACGUUACCAGCAGUUGAAACCAAUUGGCUCUGGAGCCCAGGGAAUUGUUUGUGCUGCUUUUGAUACAGUUCUUGGAAUAAAUGUUGCAGUCAAGAAACUAAGCCGUCCUUUUCAGAAUCAAACUCAUGCAAAGAGAGCUUAUCGUGAACUCGUCCUCUUAAAAUGUGUCAAUCAUAAAAAUAUAAUUAGUUUGUUAAAUGUGUUUACACCACAGAAAACUCUAGAAGAAUUUCAAGAUGUGUAUUUGGUUAUGGAAUUAAUGGAUGCUAACUUAUGUCAGGUUAUUCACAUGGAGUUGGACCAUGAAAGAAUGUCCUACCUUCUUUACCAGAUGCUCUGUGGUAUUAAACAUCUGCAUUCAGCUGGUAUAAUUCACAGAGUCCUACUGUGUGGUGCCACUUGGCAGUUUGACGCUGUAGCUACGCACUGGAAACUUGUGAAAAUAAUAGAUGUGGAUUGUUUAGAAGUCACGCUGUACGAGACGGUUUGCAGGCUGGAGUCCCAGGAUUUGAAGCCUAGCAACAUCGUAGUAAAAUCAGACUGCACACUUAAGAUCCUUGACUUCGGCCUGGCCCGGACAGCGUGCACCAACUUCAUGAUGACCCCCUAUGUGGUAACGCGCUAUUAUCGGGCACCUGAAGUCAUCCUGGGCAUGGGCUACAAAGAGAACGUUGAUAUCUGGUCAGUGGGUUGCAUCAUGGGAGAGCUGGUGAAAGGUUGUGUGAUAUUCCAAGGCACUGAUCAUAUUGAUCAGUGGAAUAAAGUUAUUGAACAGCUAGGGACACCGUCUGUGGAUUUCAUGAAGAAACUUCAGCCAACUGUGAGGAAUUAUGUAGAAAACAGGCCCAAGUAUCCUGGCAUCAAAUUUGAAGAACUCUUUCCAGAUUGGAUAUUCCCAUCAGAAUCGGAACGAGACAAAAUAAAAACAAGUCAAGCCAGAGAUUUGUUAUCAAAAAUGUUAGUGAUAGAUCCUGACAAGCGCAUCUCUGUGGACGAAGCAUUGCGCCACCCUUACAUCACCGUUUGGUAUGAUCCUGCUGAGGCAGAAGCGCCACCACCUCAAAUCUAUGAUGCCCAGUUAGAAGAAAGAGAACAUGCAAUUGAAGAAUGGAAAGAGCUAAUUUACAAAGAAGUAAUGGAUUGGGAAGAAAGAAGCAAGAAUGGUGUAAAAGAUCAACCUUCAGAUGCAGCAGUAAAUAGCAACACCACGCCUUCUCAGUCAUCAUCCAUCAAUGACAUUUCGUCCAUGUCCACCGAGCAGACGCUGGCCUCAGACACAGACAGCAGCCUUGAUGCCUCAACUGGACCCCUGGAAGGUUGCCGAUGAUAAGUUAGACACAGCAAGCUUGUUGUCAGGGAGGAACUGUUGCUCCGUGGGCCUGCCACGCCUGGGAGCUGAUGGAACCAAAUAGAAAAACUCCAUGUUCUGCAUGUAAGAAACACGAUGCCUUGCCCCUACUCAGUUCUAAUAGGACUGCCUGCUUAGAUUAUAAAAUGAAGCAGAUUAUGUCUGAAGAAAAAAAAGUGCAAGCCACACUUUUAGAGAUUUUGUUCAAGGUCAUUUCAGGUGAGCAAUCGGAAUAGAUGAAUUUUUUAAGUUGUACGGUAAUAGUCGUGACAACUUCUCAUCCUCAGUCACCGUUGGGACUUGUUUGCAUGUGACCACAUACGCUCACUUAGAUUUGCCAUCUGGCACUUUGGAAAUCAGUAUUUAAAUGCCAAAUAAUCUUCCAAGUAGUGCUGCUUCUAGAAUUAUGUCUUAAUCCUUUUAGGUAAUUUGGUGUCUGUCCAGAAAAAAAAUUAUGUGUAUUAAUUGGCCACCAUCCUAUUACCGUAUCUUACCUUCUUUUAUGGUAUGAUUUAUUCUAUUUUGUACUUCAGAAGGAAUAUAAUUAAAUCUAUUUAAUAAAUAAAAAUAUAACAAAUCUGUCAUGUUUUGGGGUGAGAAUUAUCACUGCUAAAAUCAAGGCAUUUAUAUGGACACUUUGUUUUCUCUAAACUAGUCUGGAAUGAUCGUACAUUCAGCUUUACUGCAUGAUACAAAAUUUUAAGUUUUGUUUGGUGCUGCUUAAGACAUAUAUAACUUUAAAAUCCUAUCUACCUUAUCUCUUUCUUCUUGGUCUUCAGGACGUAUUAUUAAAAUGCUACCUAGAAUUCCACUUUCUUUAUUAGCCACCUAACACUCCAUGUCAGUGAUAUGAUGGCAAAUAGAUUCUUGAAUCCAGCGCUGCUGGUAGAGUAGAAUUUCACACAAGGAUCAUAAGUGAUGAAGUCACUUAUUAAGUGCUUGCUUGGCCUAGCCUGGACUGGGUCCUUUCUUACCUCCCGUCAUUCAAGGUCAGGUACAGGACCACACAGGGUAGUGUUUCCCAUUUCCAACAUGAAAUCCGUACUCCACUUUCCUUCUUUACUGAAGAAACCACACAAGCCCCCUUCGGUCUGUGUGAGGAAGCUGGGCUGAUUCAGAGGCCUGUUCAUGUUGGUUCCCACUUUGUGGAGGCAUUUCCUCUUCAGGGAACACCACAUAUGUUCUGGAAAAACUCUUCAGAGGGAUAUAGAGGAAAUGCCCUGAGGAGUCAUGAUUAACUAUUGAGUAUUUUCUGAUUUAAAACUGCUCACCUGAAAUUGAUACUUUUAGAAUUUUUGAUAUGGAAAUUACUCAGAAUUCCCUAAGAUACUGAGUAUUGAAGUGUCACUGCAGAAAUGGAGUCACAGUGGUCACACGUGCGCCACUGUGCUCAAAAUGCUUCUCCCUUGAGCUUCUGUUACAGUCGCAUCUUGUGUUUACCUAUCUUGGAAGUCAUUGGGUCGACAUUCUGUAGAAUGCAUUCUGAGCAGGAACCUUGACCAGAAAGUUUAUUAUAAAUCUCAUCUAAGAUAAAUGCUUCUCUCUGUACCAGUUGUAUCUUGUUGGUUGGUCUUAUCACUGGAAACUGGAACCCCCUUGGUGAACAAAAUUAACAUUGAAAUGAUAGUUCUAUAUUGUGAUGUUUUGACACGUUCAGAUGCACAUGGAAAAACCAAUGGGGAUUGAGCAGAAACACCUGUUACAUGGCUCAGGAUUACUUUGGUGUUGGAGGCCUGACGAUAUAGUUAGCACUGAACAUACAUAAACAUCUUAAAAUGGCCUUCUCUAUAACAUACAUGCUUUUUAAGGGCCUUACUAAACCUAUCUUUAAAAAGAAAAACAAAGAAAGGGGAGUUUGACAAAUGCAUUAUCUACCCUGGGCUUCGGUUAAGGCGCUGGGGGUACAGGAGGUCACGUCUGCCAGGCGCCCUCCUUCAGAGGAGCUGGAUGCCCUCCUUCCACUGAGCACUCCUGGAUGGAGCCCGGUAGGCAGGGAUGGGCUUCCUGCCUCACCUGCCUUUGGUUAGUCACACAAGGCCCCAGGACCAUCAGUGGGCCUCAGAGCCCCAGAGGAAUACCUCAGCUCGUAUGGUCCUCCCUCCUGUGCCGAGGGUGCCAGAUGCUGGUGCCAUACAGGUGGUUUCCAGCCAACCUCUGUGGACAAGUGCUGAUGUUGGAUAAAGAGCUGAAACGUGUGCUCAACUUUUUCAUCUUUUCUAUUUUAUUUUUGUAAUUUAUAUUAUACACAACCCCGGAAGUAACUAUUUUGGACAUAUUUUUAUAAACCAGGUAAUGUACUAUUAGCCUGGAACUUGGACUAGGUUUGUUUUGUUUGUUGGCUUAGUUUUCCGUCAAAAAGGACGUGACUGCCUCCCCUAUGUCAGGUCUUGAUUUUUCAAGCACAGGUUUCAGAGAGCAGACAGUCCAUCAGAGUAGGAGAUACACAUUGCUGAUCAGCUGUGGUCAUGGAGAUAGAAGUAGGGCUCUGUUCUUACCUUGGGGAUGCAAAACACAGAGCUGCAGUGCAGAGAGGAGGAAACCCUCGCAGGGCCCCUUGCUGACACCUGAGUCCCGAGCUGACGGAUACUGGUGUGGUCCGGACUUGAUGCCGUGGAAGCCAUGGUAUUGAUGUAUGCGUUUGCCUGGUUGAUUGCUAAUGUAACUCCUCCAGUAUUUCAUACUGGUAGUAAAUACAGGUGUGACCUGUCCGAUUGCAUAUCUCAAAGUAACAUUGCCUAAUGUUUUAUAAUAAAAUAUAUAAUGUGUGUUUUGAUUGGUGAAAAUAAUACAGAUGCAUUUUAAAAGAGAAA
Molecule: messenger RNA, 4498 nt
Organism: Manis javanica (Malayan pangolin)
Lineage: Eukaryota; Metazoa; Chordata; Mammalia; Pholidota; Manidae
Gene: MAPK9
Product: mitogen-activated protein kinase 9
Biological process (GO): protein phosphorylation
Molecular function (GO): ATP binding; MAP kinase activity
Source: RefSeq, a predicted model, not a curated record